AUGUCUUUCACAAACGAUCUGUCCUUUCAUGGCAAGGUUGCCAUCGUCACCGGCUCGGGAAGACCUAGCGGCAUCGGCGCCGCGAUAGCCGCGGCGCUCACUGUUCGAGGCGCCUGCGUCACCAUCGACUACGUUUACGACGCGAGCGCGCCUAGAGCAGCCGAGGUUGUGGAGAGUAUCAGGGCCAAAGGCGGAAAGGCCACCGUCGUCCGCGGAGAUAUCGAUAUUCUCGUCAAUAAUGCCGGAAUCGCCCCGAUGACCCCGACAGUCGAAGUCACUCCUGAAGAAAUGGCAUCAGUGUUCCGCACCAAUAUCCAGGGGCCAUUAUUCCUCAUCCAAGCUGCUCUCCCGUACAUUCCUCGCGGCGGAUGUAUCAUCAACAUUAGCACAUGUCUAUCCAGGAUGGGCCUGCAUUCUCCCGUCUACACCACAUCGAAACCGGCGCUCGACUCGCUGACUCAUACCUGGGCUUUGGAGUUCGGCAGAAAGUUCUGUAUCACGGUUAAUGCGAUCGCGCCUGGAAUUACGAAGACCGAGAUAUCGCCCCCAAAUGAUCACCCCGAGGUAAGGAGGUUGUUGGACAUGACGAGGCUGGAAGGGAGGAUGGGGACUAUUGAAGAGAUUGCGGAUGCUGUCGUUCUCGUUGCCUCGCCCCUGAGCGGUUGGAUCACCGGACAGUAUAUCAGCGUCAGCGGUGGAGUUAACUGGAUUUGA
Hypoxylon fragiforme is the source of this 714-nucleotide messenger RNA. RefSeq names its product NAD(P)-binding protein. The record is from RefSeq and is a predicted model, not a curated record. The transcript is spliced from 4 exons. The coding region runs from base 1 to 714 and encodes 237 amino acids. NCBI's taxonomy places the organism in Eukaryota, Fungi, Ascomycota, Sordariomycetes, Xylariales, Hypoxylaceae.